CAAACCCUUUAUUAUAUAUUUACACUUGUUUUGGUUUCUCAAUCAUUUUCCGCCUUCUCUCUCCCCGCCAUUGAGUCGAAACGGAGUGCUAGACACACUAAAGACAAUUGUGAGAGAGUUUAGAAGAGUGAUUUGAAGAUCCAAGGGGCGAAGAAGAAGGCGAUGAGGUUCUCCCAAAUCUUCGUGAAGGCUUCUUCUUCUUCUUCUCACAGCCGAAACAGAUCAGCUUCAGCUUCUUCGCUGCUGCUUUCCACUGCCUCACGUUCCUUCUCACACCUUCGCUCUCCAUCCCAACGGCCAUCUUUCGGCAUUGCUUUCGACAUCGACGGCGUCAUUCUUCGCGGCAAUACUCCCAUCGGAGGAUCUCCUCAAGCUCUCGGAAGAUUAUAUCACGAUUCAUUCGGUACUUUGAAAGUUCCCUAUGUUUUCUUGACAAAUGGAGGUGGAGUCCCUGAAUCUAAAAGAGCCUUUGAAUUGAGCAAACUUUUGGGUGUCAAUAUUUUACCUUCACAGGUUAUACAAGGCCAUACACCUUUCAAACAGCUGGUAAAGAGAUUUGAGAAUGAUCUCAUUAUUGCCGUGGGAAAAGGAGAACCUGCUACAGUGAUGUCUGAAUAUGGUUUCAAAAAUGCUUUCUCAAUAGAUGAAUAUGCAUCUUGCUUUGACAACAUUGAUCCUUUGGCACAAUUUAAGAAGUGGACAACUGGACAUGUUAAUCAGAACAACACUAUUAGAAGCACUGCUUGCACACAGAGGGUGCAUGCAGCAUUCAUUGUGAGUGAUUCUGUUGACUGGAGCAGGGACAUUCAGGUUCUCUGUGACAUUUUAAGAACUGGCGGUUUUCCUGGUAGGGAAAUUGCACACCAACCUUCUUUGUAUUUUGCAAAUGAUGACCUUGAAUACCAGGCUGUAUUUCCAUCUGAACGACUAGGUAUGGGUGCUUUCAGAAUUGCAUUAGAAUCCAUCUUCAACAGCAUUCACCCUAAUGCUCUCGAAUAUACAUCUUUCGGGAAGCCAAAUCCUUCUGUAUUCAGGAAUGCUGAAACUGUACUGAUGGAAACCGUGCCUUCUUCAUAUCAGUCAGCAAAUCAUGUAACUGGUGGAAAUCAUGUUUUUAGAACCCUGUACAUGAUAGGAGAUAAUCCUUCAGUUGACAUCAAAGGUGCAAAGCAGGCUGGACAUCCUUGGUUUUCCAUUCUGACAAGGACCGGGGUUUUUAAGGGAAAGAAAAAUCAUGCUGAGCAUCCAGCGGAUCUGGUUGUUGACACUGUUGAAGAGGCAGUGGACUAUAUCUUCAGAAAGGAGGGCAUUUCUGGAGGCAAGCAAAGACAGUUGCUCAGCGACGGACCUGAAUUCUCCUCCAGUGAGAAUAAUGGCUCUUGUCGGAGAUGGUAGCGUCUGCCCUCUGUUAUCCGCAACAUGGCUCAAAGUCAUGGUCCACACAGUAAGGAUCGUAGAGCAAAGUAAUUCCAAUUUCAUAUUAUUAUUGUUGUUUUUGUCAAUUUCGACGAGAGUUUGUUUCGUGUCGACUUUGGAUUUUGAUUUAUUUGACUUGUUAGCUGAUGAACCUUUAUGCAAUGUGGAGAUUAUUACAACAAAUAAUGCCUAAAAAUACUUGUAAAAUUCUAA
This is a messenger RNA of Camellia sinensis, 1629 nucleotides long. Its product is annotated as mitochondrial hydrolase YKR070W. Gene Ontology annotation, biological process: glycerophospholipid biosynthetic process. Gene Ontology annotation, cellular component: mitochondrion. NCBI's taxonomy places the organism in Eukaryota, Viridiplantae, Streptophyta, Magnoliopsida, Ericales, Theaceae. The record is from RefSeq and is a predicted model, not a curated record.